AUGAGCUCUAGCGAUCUAGAAGCACUUCUAGCACAGCCAACAUGGUCGGCAGAAUCUCUGCUACCGCCGAAAAUCCUUGCGUCCGACGCGCCGAAGAUCUCGUCCAAGCAACUGCACCAUCUCCUUCGUCUGUCGGCUCUACCGCCUCCGGAAACGCCUGAAGAAGAGAAGAAGAUGCUAGAUACAUUAUCGGCACAGCUACACUUUGUGGGCGAGAUACAGCAGGUGGAUACUACAGGGGUGAAGCCUUUGCGGGCUAUAAGAGAUGAGACGGCAGCUGCGGAGCAUGAACAAACGAUCACGUUGGAAACGCUGAAAGACGCAUUUGCGAAAGAGAAGGUUAUUGGGAAGCAUUACAAGCGCGUACAGAGGGAUACCUCGCCCGUGGACGCUAAAGAUGUUGAAGACUGGGACGUGCUUGGGUGUGCUGAACGAAAAGCUGGGAAGUACUUCGUUGUCGAGAGCGAACGACCGCAGGAAUAA
This is a messenger RNA of Trematosphaeria pertusa, 483 nucleotides long. RefSeq lists its product as uncharacterized. The record is from RefSeq and is a predicted model, not a curated record. Lineage: Eukaryota; Fungi; Ascomycota; Dothideomycetes; Pleosporales; Trematosphaeriaceae. Gene Ontology annotation, biological process: glutaminyl-tRNAGln biosynthesis via transamidation; regulation of translational fidelity. The transcript has a single exon. The coding region runs from base 1 to 483 and encodes 160 amino acids. Gene Ontology annotation, molecular function: glutaminyl-tRNA synthase (glutamine-hydrolyzing) activity.